Botrytis sinoallii is the source of this 1503-nucleotide messenger RNA. RefSeq lists its product as uncharacterized. The record is from RefSeq and is a predicted model, not a curated record. Lineage: Eukaryota; Fungi; Ascomycota; Leotiomycetes; Helotiales; Sclerotiniaceae. Gene Ontology annotation, molecular function: ceramide glucosyltransferase activity. The transcript has 3 exons. Gene Ontology annotation, biological process: glucosylceramide biosynthetic process. Gene Ontology annotation, cellular component: membrane. The coding region runs from base 1 to 1503 and encodes 500 amino acids.
AUGGAAAAGGAAACUUUGAUAUACAUCAUAGCCUUGGCAUGUUGGACUUGGUAUUUCUUCAUUCUACUCGUACAAGCGAUAGGCUCUACUCAAUUGUUUCGUUACUACUCUUCCGUUCCCAAGCCUGCCAUCUCUCCAAAUUUAGACAGCGAUGACAUUCCCCAUAUCACGAUUUUACGACCAGUGAAAGGGCUAGAGCCGCAAUUAUACGAAUGCCUCGCGGCCACAUUCAGACAGACAUACCCUACAAAUAAGUUAACAAUAUACUUUUGUGUUGGGUCAUCCACAGAUCCUGCAUUCCCAGUUCUUCAACGUCUGCUGGCAGACUUUCCCGAAUUUGAUGCCAAAGUUUUCAUUGAAGAAGAAGAUCCCAACCUGAGCGGCCAUGGAGGAGAAAUUGGCAACCUUGGACCCAAUCCCAAGAUUCGGAACAUGAGUCGCGGAUACAGAGAGGCAAAGGGAGACAUUGUGUGGAUCCUCGAUUGUAAUGUCUGGGUUGGAACCGGUACUGCUGGACGAAUGGUCGACAAGCUCUGUGGAUUGAGGGCAGAUGGCACAAGGAUCACACCAUAUAAAUUUGUCCACUUGUUACCAUUGGUUGUAGAUACAGUUGGAACCAGCACAGGUGGGGAGACUGAACAACUUCUCACAGCCGGGCAACAAAUUACGUCUACAAAUUCAAUGGCCUCUAAUAUUACAAAUGUUCCGAAGAACGAGUCUAAUUUCGAUGCAGGCGCAAGAAUUGGUGGUGGACGUUUUGAAGAAUCCUUUAUGGCGUCUUCGCACGCUAAGUUCUACACUGCAAUCAAUACGGUACUUUUCUCGGGAAAUAUUUGCGAAGAUCAUCUAAUUGGAGACUUGUUAUGGCGAAAGCAGGUACCGGAAGAGGAGGCUGGAGAAAGGUGGCACAAACAUGGUUUGGUUCCUGGUGACUUGGCUAUACAACCAAUGGCUGGUAUGUCAGUUCGAGAAUACAUCGCACGCCGAGUACGUUGGCUCAGAGUUCGAAAAUGGACCGUUACACUGGCCACAUUUGUUGAGCCUGGUGUUGAACCCCUUUUAUGCUCAGCCUAUGGCUCUUUCGCAAUCACAACACUACCUUGGUUUCAUGAAAACUUAAGUGUACCUCAGACAUGGCUUGCUUUUGCCUUGGUUUGGUUAUCAAAUGUUGCCGCGUGGAUGACCCUUGAUUGGUUCGUCUAUGCUCACCUUCAUUCUGGUGCAUCUAUUGAGCUGGAUGCAAAUACGCCUUCCUUUGCACGACCUCCACAGACGAGAUGCAGAAGACCCUUUAAAGAAUGGGCAUCUGCAUGGCUCGGCAGAGAAAUCCUUGCCUUACCUAUUUGGACAUGGGCAUGUCUUGGUGGAACGACAGUAAUGUGGAGAGGAAAAAAGUUCCGCGUCAAUCUUGACAUGAAAGUCAUCGAGAUCAAGGGCGAGAAGAAAUCAUCCACCCCUGAAAUCGAAAAUGGACGAGCGCACAGUAAAGAUAGACAAGAUUGA